GUGUGCUGGCCCAGAUCCAGACGCCCCAGAGGAUCAUGGAGGUGAUUGAAGGUCAGAAGGUGGUGCUGCAGGCCUGGUACAGUCCCAGCUUCAGCAUUAGCAAGAACACCGUCCUCUGGAACUUUGUAGCCAAUAACUCCCUACUGGUGAGUGUUUGGGAUCUGUUUUGUUCUAUGUGUGGUGGCCUUUAGCAUCUGUGCUGAUCAUCUGACGAUUUAGGGUCGCCCUUGAGACACGCACAGUAACUUGAACUUUCGCACCAAACAUUAAGGCAAUGGCAUAUUUGCGCAAAGUUAGUUUGUGCGUCUUAAGUUGGGAUGUGUGAAGAUCCCUUUGAUCAUGCAGUGGUCAUGAUUAGCCUGUGGCUGCUGAGUUCUGUGACAUCAUAAGUCUACAAUAUAAUGUCCCAGAGGCCAGUAAGGUACCUGCAUUAGUGCUGCAUACCAGUUAAAUACUUCCUUGUCAGAAGUAUUUUAUACAUGGAAGUUUAUUUUUUGUAAAAAUGAAUCAAAUCUGUAUUAUUUUUUUAAGUCAACUUAAAAUGAUGAAUGUAUUACAUUUUGUUAGGGUUUAAUUUCAUGUUUAACUCAGACUUGUGAUAAUUAUAAUUUGUCUGUUGAUUAUUACAGAUAUGUUUGCUCUUUUGUGCAGUUUUUGAUCAAAAGCUCCCAACUACAACUGAAAAUCUUACUUGCUUAGCCAUCUGUGGCCGUAACGUGGGGAUUAUUCUCAUGAAGGAUGUUGACUGCUGUUAAUCUGGCAAAGCUCUUCCUUUGGAAACACUCAGAAAUGAAUCAAAUAAAAGGCUUAGCACUCCAUCUAUACAAUAUAUUUUACCCGUAACAUUUCAGAAAAUUAGGCUAUCAAGUGAUAUGACUAACCACUUGACAGAGUUUCUAUUUUGGGGUUAGGUUGGGGUUAACCCUUUACAAAACCAAAACAAAUUUUGGCGGAAGCGGGCAGUUGGCCAUAAGGCUCUCAUCUGACUUUGAUUUUCAAACUUGCAUCCACAGACAACACUAUGUAGGGACCUGCAUGGGCUUGUAUUUGCUUAUUCCAUAUUGUUUUACAGUAGUAUACAGAUGGACCAAGUCCCAAAGGGGAUAAAACAAAGACAAAAAAAAUCCUGUUUGAGUCUAGUAGUUACCAUUCCACUACAGUAGCACUCACCAGUAGUAGAUUGGGAUAUUGCAGUUAUUGGCCUGAACAGAGCAAGCUGCUUUGGCUAAAGGCCCAGUCAUGGAACGGUAGUCGGAUUUAACUACAGAAUGUCUGAGUUGUGCGCCUUUAUCUCAACUCUGAAUCGGCCUGUUAGUCUUUAGCUCGAAAGGAUAAUUCUGUCUUGCUUGUUUGCAUAAAGAUCUAUAUGAUUUGAAAGACAAUGUGGUUUUAUCUUCUAAUGUCUUUGUCAUAUUUUAAAGUACUCUACUUCUAUUCAUACUCCAAUGCACUCAAUAUUGCCUUGUCAUGGCUCUAUUAAGAACAUAACAUUAGCUAAGAGAACAGCUUAGUAAUGGUAGACUACAUGGUGUAAAAUAAAGAAAAGGCAAAAGGAUAUUCUAGGGAGCUUUUCAACAAUCUUCAUGGCUCUUGUCCCCUCCAUCCAACCCACACAGAUAAUCUCCUACACCCCAGACUCGAUCAGUUUAGGCAGCCCGCAGUUUGGGGAGCGCGUAGGCUUCACAGCCACCAUGCCCUCGGCCAACCUGUCUCUGUACAUCAACAACACGCAGGAGUCGGACUCAGGACGCUACUUCUGCCAGGUCAUCAUCCCCGGGGCCCAUGGCCUGACCGGAGAACUUACCCUCAACGUCAUUGGUAAGGACGAGGAGACCCCUUAUGUAGUUAUUGUAGUCAUGCAGUACGCCAUAUGUGUAUUCUUAUGAGCUGUACAUGUAGAAUGAGGCACGCAUGUACAUAUACAGUGCCAUCAGAAAGUAUUCAUACCCCUUAUUCAAAAUGUUGUUAGAGCCUGAAUUCUAAAUGGAUUAAAUUGAUUGCCUUCUCUCACCCAUCUACACACAAUACCCCAAAAUGACAAUGUGAAAACCAUGUUUUUAGAAAUGUUUGCUAAUUUAUUGAAAGUGAAAUACAGAAAUCGAAUUUCCAUAAGUAUUCACAUCCCUUUGCUAUGACACUCCAAAUUGAGCUCGGGUGCAUCCAAUUUCCUUUGAUCAUCCUUGACGUCACUACAACUUGAUUGGAGUCCAUCUGUGGCCAAUUCAAUAGUUUGGACAUGAUUUUGAAAUAUACACACCUGUCUACAGUAUAUAAUGUCCCACAGUUGACAGUGUAAGUCAGAGCAGAAACUAUACCAUGAAGUCCAGGGAACUGUCCAUAGAUCUCAGAGAUAGAAUUGUGAUGAGGCAUAUAUCUGGGGAAGGAUAUAAAACAAUUUCUAGAGUGUUGAAAGUUUCCAAAGGCACAGUGGUCUCCAUGAUUUUUAAGUAAUUAAUUUGCAUUUUAUUGCAUGACAGAAGUAUUUGAUACAUCAGAAAAGCAGAACUUCAUAUUUGGUGCAGAAACCUUUGCUUGCAAUUACAGAGAUCAUACGUUUCCUGUAGGUCUUGACCAGGUUUGCACACACUGCAGCAGGGAUUUUGGCCCACUCUUCCAUACAAACCUUCUCCAAAUCCUUCAGGUUUCGGGGCUGUCGCUGGGCAAUACGGACUUUCAGCUCCCUCCAAAGAUUUUCUAUUGGCUAGGCCACUCCAGGACCUUGAGAUGCUUCUUACGGAGCCACUCCUUAGUUGCCCUGGCUGUGUGUUUCGGGUCAUUGUCAUGCUGGAAGACCCAGCCACGACCCAUCUUCAAUGCUCUUACUGAGGGAAGGAGGUUGUUGGCCAAGAUCUCGCGAUACAUGGCCCCAUCCAUCCUCCCCUCAAUACGGUGCAGUCGUCCUGUCCCCUUUGCAGAAAGCAUCCCCAAAGAAUGAUGUUUCCACCUCCAUGCUUCACGGUUGGGAUUGUGUUCUUGGGGUUGUACUCAUCCUCCUUCUUCCUCCAAACACGGCGAGUGGAGUUUAGUCCAAAGAGCUCUAUUUUUGUCUCAUCAGACCACAUGACCUUCUCCCAUUCCUCCUCUGGAUCAUCCAGAUGGUCAUUGGCAAACUUCAGACGGGCCUGGACAUGCGCUGGCUUGAGCAGGGGGACCUUACGUGCGCUGCAGGAUUUUUAUCCAUGACGGUGUAGUGUGUUACUAAUGGUUUUCUUUGAGACUGUGGUCCCAGCUCUCUUCAGGUCAUUGACCAGGUCCUGCCGUGUAGUUCUGGGCUGAUCCCUCACCUUUCUCAUGAUCAUUGAUGCCCCACAAGGUGAGAUCUUGCAUGGAGCCCCAGACCGAGGGUGAUUGACCGUCAUCUUAAACUUCUUCCAUUUUCUAAUAAUUGCGCCAACAGUUGUUGCCUUCUCACCAAGCUGCUUGCCUAUUGUCCUGUAGCCCAUCCCAGCCUUGUGCAGGUCUACAAUUGUAUCCCUGAUGUCCUUACACAGCUCUCUGGUCUUGGCCAUUGUGGAGAGGUUGGAGUCUGUUUGAUUGAGUGUGUGUGCAGGUGUCUUUUAUACAGGUAACGAGUUCAAACAGGUGCAGUUAAUACAGGUAAUGAGUGGAGAACAGGAGGGCUUCUUAAAGAAAAACUAACAGGUCUGUGAGAGCCGGAAUUCUUACUGGUUGGUAGGUGAUCAAAUACUUAUGUCAUGCAAUAAAAUGCAAAUUAAUUACUUAAAAAUCAUACAAUGUGAUUUUCUGGAUUUUUGUUUUAAAAAAUUACAGACCUCUACAUGCUUUGUAAGUAGGAAAACCUGCAAAAUCGGCAGUGUAUCAAAUACUUGUUCUCCCCACUGUGUGUAUAUAUAUAUAUAUAUAUAUAUAUAUAUAUAUAUAUAUAUAAACAAACUACCCAGACUCUGUCUGGUGCUGGCCGUCCAACCAAACUGAGCAACCGGGCAAGAAGAACCUUGGUUAGGGAGGUGACCAAGAGCCCAAUGACCACUCUGACAGAACUACAGAGUUCCUAGGCUGAGAUGGGAGAACCUGCUAGAAGGACAACAGUCUCUGCAGCACUUCACCAAUCUGUGGCUUUAUGGGAGAGUGGCCAGACGGAAGCCUCUCGUGAGAAAAAGGCACAUGACAGCACAUCGGGAGUUUGCAAAAGGCAUGUGAAAGACACUGAGCAUAAGGCAAAAGAUGAUGUCGUCUGAUGAGACAGAAAUUGAACUCUUUGGCCUGAAUGCAAAUGGCUAUGUCUGGAGAAAACCAGGCACAGCUCAUCACCCGUCUAACACCAUCCCUACCGGGAUGCAUGGUGGUGGCAGCAUCAUGCUAUGGGGAUGCUUUUCAGCGGCAGGGACUGGGAGACUGGUAAGGAUAGAGGGAACAAUGAACGGAGGCAAAUACAGGCAAAUCCUUUUAUUUAUGAGAACCUGCUUCAGAGUGUCCUUCUGGCAGGACCUUAGACUGGGGUGAAUAUUGACAUUCCAUCAGGACAAUGACCUCAAGCAUACAGCCAAAGCAACGCUGGAAUGGCUUCAGAACAAGAAUGUGAAAGUCCUCGAGUGGCCCAGACAAUGCCCAGACUUGAAUCCCAUUGAAAAUCUGAGGAAGACUUGAAGAUUGUUGUUCCAUCUAACUUAACAGAGCUUGAGAAAAUCUGCAAGGAAGAAUGGGAGAAAAUCCCAAAAUCCAGAUGUGCAAUGCUGAUACAGACAUACCCAAGACGAUUCAAAGCUGUAAUCGCCGCCAAAGGUACUUCUACAAGGUAUUGACUCAGGGGUGUGAAUACCUAUCUAAAUGAGAUAUUUCUCUAUUUAAUUUUCAAUAAAUUAGCUAAAUUGUAUCAAUUUUGAAUUCUGGCUGUAACACAACAUGUGGAAUAAGUCAAGGGGUAUGAAUACUUUCUGAAAGCACUGUAUAUGAUCAAACGCUAACAAGAAGGCACACACACACAAACAUAUACACACACUUACAGAUGUGCUCUACUUGCACAUAUACCCGCAUACAGUACAUGCGCACCCACAUACCUGUACACACAUGUUCCUGUAUGUAUCUUAACACAAUAGUUACGCUGUUUGCCACUACCCUAAAUCCUAAACAUUAUUUUAUCUAUCAUUAUUCAAAUGACUCUAAUUUAGCAUCUCAUCACAAAUGUUCAACUAACCAUCUCCCAAACCUCUAUCCUAUAUCUCAGUCCCUCCUGCUGUCCCAGAGUGCUCUCUGUCGGGGAAGCCAGUUCUGAAAGGCAACGUCACGCUGAGCUGCAAGUCCAAGUCAGGCAAGCCCAUCCCCAUGUACAAGUGGCAUAAGACCAGCCCCACGUCUGAAGUCUUCUUCUCUCCCAUGCUCAGUGAGUAACUAACUGCAGUCUGACAUCUGAAACAUGGCGGUCAAGCUUUAGUAACCAACAUCAUAAGCAAAACCUUUUGGUUACUCAGAUAUACAGUGUAUUUAUUGUAAAUGUCCUGUAUUUCAGGGAGAGCUUGCUUUCUUUCUGAAAUUUGAUAACUUUGAACUUUGAGAGUACUGUAAUAGAAUGUUGUUCAGCCAAGUUGUUGUACACACGUAAUGUGAGUUGCUCUGGAUAAGAAAUGUGUACAGUAUGUACCAUAAGCAAACGUAAUGACAAAGCAGAGGGUAUAAUUUAAUGACAAAGCAGAGGGUUUAAUUUAAUGACAAAGCAGAGGGUAUAAUUUUGACAAUGGCAAAGGGAUUUAAAAAAGUUACAUGUGAAUUGAGGCAAUCAGUAGACAAUCAGGUCUCACUUUACAUUAAGUGUCCUAAAGUUACAGGUACUAUGUAUUGUGUAACUACACAACCAACCGGGUAGAAUGGUUGUGAGUGUGUUGUAUCAAUCUGUACUUAGUAAUACACUAUACAUACGUAUGUGGCUACCAUGUAUCUAUGUGGAUUUAAGGACACUUAAUGUGAAAUGGAACAGGCAAUCAAAAGGAUUGUGCAUAAACAAAUCGGAGUUUCAGUUGGCAUAUCUGUGACAUUGUUCUGUUUUUGUUUUGACUUGGAGAUUUAGGGGCUAAUCUGUUUGGGACUAGAUUAAAGCACACAUGAGGUUGAAUCCUAAUGUGACUCUGCUCAAAUCACACAAAAAAUCACAAACCCAUAAUCAGUGUUCCCAUACUAUUUCCUCUCAUUUAUGGAGUGCAAGAAUUGGAUAAGUAUCCCACAUUGUUUGGUAAAAAAAAAAAAAUCUGGUUAGUAGUGAUUUAAUGAUAAGGAAAAAGCGCAUAUGAUCAAUGCACAGUGUCCAUAUAAGGACAGCCGCAGUAAUGACAGGACUGACAAUGCUGUCCUAAUAUGGACACUGUAUGGGUGUCAGUGGAGGCUCCUAGGAGGAGGAAGGGGAGGACCAUCCUCCUCACUUUCACUUACUUAGCUAGCGAAUGAAGCUAGCUAGUUUAGCCUACUCAAACACCCGGCUCAAACCGAGAGGGAUGCUAUGUUAGCUAGCUGGUUAUGGCUAUCCAACACUGGAACUCUUCCAAGUCAAGGUAAGCUUUUGGUUUUAUUAAUUUAUUGCUUCGAGGCCCGCCUGUGUAACUGCUUGCUGCUGACUGUACACUGUACUGCAUAAUUGUAUGUGGUUUACUAGCACAUUAGUUCUAAUAGCUAUGUUAACUGACGUUAAUAUGGUGACAACUAUGUAGGCUGUUUGUAGCGGUUAUGAUAUGAAGGUUUGGCUUGGAAACUUUCUUUUCGCCCUCGUCACAGAAAGCUGAUGUGUUGUGCACUGAUGUUCACAAGCGAAGGGAAAAGGUGAGCGAAGGAGAGCGAGUAGAUGCGAGAAGGAAUACAAUGAUGAAAGGGAUCAUGCUGUUAUGUGGCUGCUAUGAAAGUGAACUAUAUUUGCAUGUGAUCAGGAAUGUAUUCAUUCCGAUGAUUCUGUUGAAAAAGGUUUCUUAAGCAGACCGAAACGGGGAUAAACAUACCUGAAUUUGUCCAAUAGACAAUCUCAUUUGCACACCCUAGAUCAGCUAAAUGCAGGCGUGUGCAAGGUGAUAUUGAAUGUGUCAAUGUCUGUCACCUUGAUUGCUCAAAUGUACCUUGACCUGUGCACCUACCUACGUUGUAAACUUUCAUUCAUAGGCUAGGUUGUAGCAACCUCAUGAUAGGUAUAGGGAACAUUAGAGUAUCAUGUAGUAGCCUAAACCUAUCGAUAUUACAUUGAGCUGGGUGAAUGGAAUAUGAAUGACAGUCAUCCAAUAUGCUGUAAUAGAAAUAAGGCCAUGCUUAUAAAAAUAAAAAUAGUCCUCCCUCAUCUUAAAUGGCACGACCACCACUGAUGGGUGUGUGUCUGUGUGUGUUACAGAUGAGAAGACAGGCACCCUGAAGCUGAGCAACCUGAGCAGCAACAUGUCGGGGAAGUACAUGUGUUCGGCCAGCAACACGGCCGGCACAGAGCGAUGCUACAUCAACCUGGAGGUCAUCACCUGUACGUACUGUUAUAGUACAACACUGGACACACAAGACUCACUAUACGCUAUGUGGGCCAGUCAGAAUGUAGAGAAAUGUGCUUCUUAAAACAGUUAACUCCUGGUACGUGAAAUGGCUUUGAAAACCAGAGCAUGUAGAUACCAGAGCAAGUAAUUAAGAAAUGCAUUUUAAUUGGGACUGAUGCACUGCCCUUCACUUAAAUUGAGUUUUCCUUCAUCUAAUGUGCACCAAAAAAUAAUAAUUGUAAUGCACAUUUACCGUUUUUAGAUAUUGUGUGUGUGUGUGUGUGUGUGUGUGUGUGUGUGUGUGUGUGCGUGUGCGCGUGCGCACUACCAGUCAAAAGUUUUAGAACACCUACUCAUUGAAGGGUUUGACUUUAUUUGUACUAUUUUCUACAUUGUAGAAUAAUAGUGACGACAUCAAAACUAUGAAAUAACACAUGGAAUCAUGUAGUAACCAGAAAAUGGUUAAACAAAUCAAAAUAUAUUUUAUAUUUGAGAUUCUUCAAAUAGCCACCCUUUGCCUUGAUGACAGCUUUGCACACUCUUGGCAUUCUCUCAACCAGCUAAAGUCACCUGGAUUGCAUUUCAAUUAACAGGUGUGCCUUGUUAAAAGUUAAUUUGUGGAAUUUCUUUCCUUCUUAAUGAGUUUGAGCCAAUCAGUUGUGUUGUGACAAGGUAGGGGAGGUAAACAGAAGAUAGCCCUAUUUGGUAAAAGACCAAGUCCAUAUUAUGGCAAGAACAGCUCAAAUAAGCAAAGAGAAACAACAGUCCAUCAUUACUUUAAGACAUGAAGGUCAGUCAAUACGUACAUUUUCAAGAACUUUGAAAGUGCAGUCACAAAAACCAUCAAGCGCUAUGAUGAAGCUGGCUCUCAUGAGGACCGCCACAGGAAUGGAAGACCCAGAAUUACCUCUGCUGCAGAGGAUAAGUUCAUUAGAGUCACCAGCCUCAGAAAUUGCAGCCCAAAUAAAUGCUUCACAAAGUUCAAGUAACAGACACAUCUCAACAUCAACUGUUCAGAGGAAUCAGGCCUUCAUGGUCGAUUGCUGCAAAGUAACCACUACUAAAGUACACCAAUAAGAAGACAAGACUUGCUUGGGCCAAGAAACAUGAGCAAUGGACAUUAGACUGGUUGAAAUUUGUCCUUUGGUCUGGAGUCCAAAUUUUAGAUUUUUGGUUCCAACCGCUGUGUCUUUGUGAGACGCGGUGUGGGUGAACGGAUGAUCUCCGCAUGUGUAUUUCCCACCGUAAAGAAUGGAGGAGGUGGUGUUAUGGUGUGGGGGUGCUUUGCUGGUGACACUGUCUGUGAUUUAUUUAGAAUUCAAGGCACACUUAACUACCAUGGCUACCACAGCAUUCUGCAGCGAUACACCAUCCAUCCCAUCUGGUUUGGGCUAAGUGGGACUAUCAUUUGUUUCUCAAGUGAGUGAUGGAGUGCUGCAUUAGAUGACCUGGCCUCCCCAAUCCCCCGACCUCAAUCAAAUUGAGAUGGUUUGGGAUGAGUCGGAUCGCAGAGUGAAGGAAACGCAGCCAACAAGUGCUCAGCAUAUGGGGGAACUCCUUCAAGACGGUUGGAAAAGCAUUACAGGUGAAGCUGGUUGAGAGAAUGCCAAGAGUUUGCGGAGCUGUCAUCAAGGCAAAGGGUGGCUAUUUGAAGAAUCUGAAAUGUAAAAUAUAUUUUGAUUUGUUUAACACUUUUUUGGUUACUACAUGAUUCCAUAUGUGUUAUUUCAUAGUUUUGAUGUAUUCACUAUUAUUCUACAGUGCAUUCGGAAAGUAUUCAGACCCCUUCCCUUUUUCCACAUUUUGUUAUGUUACAGCGUUAUUCUAAAAUAGAUUGAAUUAUAAAAAAUUUCUCAUCAAUCUUCACACAAUACCCCAUAAUGACAAAGCAAAAACAGGUUUUAGAAAUGUUUGAAAAUGUAUUACAAAUAAAAAACUGAUAUCUAAUUUACAUACACUACCGUUCAAAAGUUUGGGGUCCCUUAGAAAUGUCCUUGUUUUCGAAAGAAAAGUAGCAUCAAAUGGAUCAGAAAUACAGUGUAGACAUUGUUAAUGUUGUAAAUCGCUAUUGUAGCUGGAAACGGCUGAUUUUUUAUGGAAUAUCUACAUAGGCGUACAGAGGUCCAUUAUCAGCAACCAUCAGUCCUGUUCCAAUGGCACGUUGUGUUUGCUAAUCAUUUUAAAAGGCAUGGCUUGGUUUUUGCUCUGACAUGCACUGUCAACUGUGGGACCUUCAUAUAGACAGGUGUGUGCCUUUCCAAAUCAUGUCCAAUCAAUUGAAUUAACCAUAGGUGGACUCCAAUCAAGUUGUAGAAACAUCUCAAGGAUGAUCAAUGGAAACAGGAUGCACCUGAGCUCAAUUUCUAGUCUCAUUGCGAAGGGUCUGAAUACUCAAAGUUUCUGGGAGACUACAGUAUAAAAUAUAUAGGACAAAAAAUGCAAUUAAGCUUCUUUAAAGGAAACAUCAAUAGAAAAUGGACAUUGGUUGGUGCUGCUCUGUUAAUUCAUUGACAUUUAAUUUAGAGGUUUAAUUGUCUUUUUUGUCUGUACGCUAUCUUUACACUGCCACAAAGAAGACAGAGCUCUGCCUAGUCAUUUAAAAACACUUAACGGUCACAGGCUGCUGUACUUUUACUGUUGGGUUAAGAGAGCUGGGUAUCGAGUGAAUGUAAGAACAAAAUUAAUGUACAAAAACAUGCUGCUGCUGUAGUUUUAUUAUCGUUCGGACCGCAAAGGGUAAACUACUACAGCGUCUAAACAGUGUAUUUUAUUUAAUUUCCCCUGGAGAGUGAAGGUACUAUACCACAGAUCUGUAGUGCAAGUGUGUUAAUGUUGUGUGUAUGUGCGUUUCCCCAGCGACCAACACGGGGAUGAUUGCUGGGGCCACGGUGGGCUCUGUGCUGGGCUUAAUCUUCAUCAUCCUCUUCCUCGUUUGUCUUCUGAGGAGAAGGAGAGACUCUGAGGAUGACCUGGCCAAUGACAUCAAGUUAGACUCACCUUCACUAUUGCUGUGUGUGUGUGUGUGUGUGUGUGUGUGUGUGUGUGUUAAUUGUGAUUGAUGUGCACAUAUUUGUAUACGAUACAAAGAACAUACCGUAUGUAUACUGUUGUAUACCUGUGACAUGAAGGUGUGCGUGUGCCAUAUGGAUGUCAGCCAGUCUCUCACCCCUUCUUGCCCUCCUCUCCACCCCUAGGGAGGACGCUCAGGCGCCCAGCCGCGUCUCGUGGGCAAAAAGCGGCGGCUCCGGCUCGGACGUAGUCUCCAAAAGCGGCACACUCUCCUCCAUCACCACCACCAACAGGCCCCACCAGAGGGAGCCCCCAUCCCAGCACCACCUCCAGCAGUAUCCCCAGCACCCUCCCUCCGACACCGCCUCCAUCAUCACUGCCACAGGCAGCGUCUCUGGCUACCGCCUCGGGACGCGUCAUGGAGCCUCCACACCCACCCAUGGCCACGCCCUGCCAGGCUACGGCUUCAACACUACUACAAUCCUGCCCCGCGGUCAACCGGCUAAUUCUGCAGCACCCAGUGCCAAUGGUAGCCCCAGAACACAGCACCCACAGACCUAUACCCAGCCCCAGGCAGUGCCUCCGGCCCCGCGCCCGCCACCUCUGCCCACUGCCGUGACCGCGUCCAACAUCUCCCGCAUGGGAGGGGUUCCCAUCAUGGUGCCAGCUCAGAACCAGGCCGGCUCGCUGGUG
Molecule: messenger RNA, 11150 nt
Organism: Coregonus sp. 'balchen'
Lineage: Eukaryota; Metazoa; Chordata; Actinopteri; Salmoniformes; Salmonidae
Source: the annotation of a GenBank genome assembly